CCAUCCCUGGAUUCUCCAAGCACUGACUGCCCAUCCACUCUGACCACAGCCAGGGGCCACAUCCCACUGCCUGCCCAGCCUCCAUCCAUGGAGGUGACCACCGUGUCCCCAUCUCCUGCCUCACCCACUGAAGGAGAUGAUCUCUGUGAGACAGAUGCCACCAGCGUGGCCAUACACAGUGUGACACUGCUCAUCUGCCUCUGUGGGCUGGCUGGGAACGGGGCUGUGCUCUGGCUCCUUGGCUCCCGCUGUUUGUCCAGGAACAGCACCAUCCUUUACAUUCUCGUGCUGACUCUUCUGGACUUCCUCUUCCUCCUCAUUCUGUUGCCCUCCGCUCUGCUCUUCCUGCUGGAGAAUGUGUCCUGCUCUUCAUCUGUCAUGCCCUUGCAGUAUGUGUGGUUUCUUUUCAGGGUGCCACUGGUGUCACACACCUUUUGUCUGUACACACUGACAUGCAUUAGCAUCCUGAGGUGCCGCUCCAUCCACUGCUCGUUCUGGCUCUGCUGCCGCCGUCCUCAACACCUGUCAUGGGUGGUGCUUGCCCUGCUCAUCACUUUCAUCACUGUCUUUGCCACCAUGAUUUCUCUGUGUUUUGUCCAGCUAUCUGAGCAAUGCUGGGUGUCUCUCAUCUCUGUGCAUGCCUUCAGCCUUCUCCUCUGUGCUCCCAUCAUGCUCAUUUCCAGCACAAUCUUCUGCAUUAAGGUCAAGCCUGGCUCCCAUCAGCAGCAACCCAAGAGACUCAACAUUGUCAUCUGCCUCAUUGUGCUCUUCACUCUGCCCCUCAGCCUCUGGAAUUUACUGCAGUACCUCGGCUACACCAUUGUGUCCUCCCAGAUUGUUUUCCUGCUUGCCUGCAUCCACAGCACCAUCAAACCCUUCAUCUACUUCCUGGUAGGGAGGUGCUGGAGGCCCUGCUCUGUGGGGUCCCUCCGGCUCUCCCUCAGGAGGGUCUUUGAGGAGACAGAAGAAAACACUGACCACAGCCAUGAUCCCACCAUGGACACAGUGCUCUGAGCCUGUUGAAUCUUCCCACUGCACUACUGAGGGACUCUGGGACUGUGGCUGAGGGACUGCUUAAUUCACCUGAUGAAUAAAUAUCUAAAGUGUCACCCUCCCUGUGCUGGUGCAUCACCCAACCCCUUUCCAGUGAGAGCAGUGGUGGAUUUGUCUUUACAAACAUGCUGUGGGUCUGCUGGUAGAUACAACUAGCACUGGGAGAUAAAAGAAACAAUGGGAAGGAUUCCACUGAUUGAUGAAUGGAAGAAGAGAUUUCCAUUUACAAAGAAACUUUAGGUUUGCUGAUAAAUGAAAUUAGACAUCAAAAGGUGAAAGAAACAAUGGGGAAGAAAAACACCUAAUUUGUGUAAGAUUUAAAAAUUGAAAGGGUGGGUUAUACGUUAGAGGGAAAUCUUUAGUGUCAGGUGUACUGGGGAGUCUGUACCUCUCAAAUACCUGAGCCAGUGAAGAAAGAGAGAAGGGAAAUGCGGCCAGGAAAUUAGAACAAAAAGGGAGGCUGUGCCCUCACAAAAAUUGGCGAGAUCCCAGGGGAAUGCCUCAUAGCCUCUACCUUUACUCAAAUAAAGUCAAAG
This is a messenger RNA of Zonotrichia albicollis (white-throated sparrow), 1589 nucleotides long. Lineage: Eukaryota; Metazoa; Chordata; Aves; Passeriformes; Passerellidae. The record is from RefSeq and is a predicted model, not a curated record.